Messenger RNA from Panicum virgatum (switchgrass), 1344 nucleotides. Its product is annotated as probable trehalose-phosphate phosphatase 10. Gene Ontology annotation, biological process: trehalose biosynthetic process. The transcript has 10 exons. NCBI's taxonomy places the organism in Eukaryota, Viridiplantae, Streptophyta, Magnoliopsida, Poales, Poaceae. The coding region runs from base 46 to 1119 and encodes 357 amino acids. Gene Ontology annotation, molecular function: trehalose-phosphatase activity. The record is from RefSeq and is a predicted model, not a curated record.
GCAAGAUCUUCAACUAUUUUGGCAGCUUGAUAGAGAAAAAUCAGCAUGGGUUCCUAUGCUAAUGGAAGCACCUGUGCAAAUGAAGAUUCUCCAUUAGCAGAGGAGAUGAAAGAACCGGCUUUUCCUUCAAAAACGAUGUCACUGCAUGCUAAUGGCUGGUUGAAUGACAUGAAGAUAUCCUCGCCUACUGCUGUCCGUGUGAAUAUCGGUAACCCCGGUGCUUUUGAUCCGAUCUACCGAGAUUGGACUAAGAAGUAUCCUUCAGCACUGAACGCAUUUGGAAAAAUUGUUGCCUAUGGCAAAGGCAAGAAGACAGUGUUGUUCUUGGACUACGAUGGAACCCUGUCACCAAUUGUCGAUGACCCAGACAAUGCCAUCAUGUCUGAUCAGAUGCGCGAGGUGGUGAGGAAUGCUGCAUUGCAUCUUCCCACGGCGAUUAUCAGUGGAAGGUCUUGUGAUAAGGUGUUUGAUUUUGUUAAAUUAACCGAGCUGUACUACGCUGGUAGCCAUGGAAUGGAUAUCAUCGGUCCAAUUGGGAAAAGUGGUUCUGUCACUGAUCAUAGAAGCUGCAGUAACUCCAGUGCGAAGCAGGACAAGGAGGUGAAGAUCUUCCAGGCUGCUAGUGAAUUCAUACCAAUGAUCGAUGAGGUUUUUAGAUUGCUCAUCGAGAAGAUAAGGGGAAUCGAUGGCGCAAAAGUUGAAAACAACAAGUUCUGCGUGUCAGUACACUACCGCAAUGUCAACGAGAAGGAUUGGCCAAUCGUUGCACGGUGCACAGAUGAUGUCCUGAAAGCCUAUCCUCGCCUCCGACUGAGUCAUGGACGAAAGGUUUUAGAAGUUCGUCCGGUGAUAGACUGGAACAAGGGAAAGGCUGUGGAGUUCCUGUUGGACUCCCUAGGGCUAGCUGAUUCUGACAAUGUGCUCCCUAUCUACAUUGGAGAUGACCGUACUGACGAAGAUGCAUUUAAGGUUCUACGAGAAGAUAAACGGGGUUUUGGAAUUUUGGUGUCAUCUGUACCAAAGGAAUCUCACGCAGCUUAUUCUCUUGCGGAUCCAUCUGAGGUGAUGGACUUCCUGAAGAGAUUGGUGAAAUGGAAGGAGGAAGAAGCAUUUAAAUAACAACAAACUAGUUGAUAAUAUUUAUUGAUGGUUUUAGGGUUAAUUUCUGACAAAAAGGACUAGGGAACUGAAUUGUGUAUAAUAUUUACUGUAGACCCUGUAGCCAAUCUCUUCUUUUAGUGUGCAGCAGGUUUGCUAAAAUGCUGUGUCUUCAUGUAAAAGAAUGCAAAGCAUUCUGCACCAGUCAAGUCUUAUGAACAAUAAGCUUCACCAAUUAGUCCAACA